CACCAGCUCCAAGCUCAGCACCUCUCCCAUCACGCGCCCCCCAUCCCGCUGACCCCUCACCCUUCUGGCGUCCAGUCGGCCAGCCUCUCCGGCCUCGGAAGCGCUUCCGGGCUGCUGGCUCUGUCAGGAGCAUUGGGGACGCAGGCCCACCUGGUUGCCAAGGAUGACCGAGGGCUUCUCGAUGCCGACCGAGAGAGAGACCCUGGGCCGAGCUCUUUAAUGCUGUCGAACGGAGAAAGGAUGCGAGCCAUUUCAGAUUACUUGAACGGUAGCAAAAAAAGGAAGACGGACAAAGAAUACGGCACGGAUUACGUGACUCAGCUGAUAGGCGCGGCAGAGUGGAUUGCAAGUGAGAUUUUGUGCAAGUGGGUGACGGAGUCGGAUUGUGUCAUCG
This is a messenger RNA of Notechis scutatus (mainland tiger snake), 394 nucleotides long. The record is from RefSeq and is a predicted model, not a curated record. Lineage: Eukaryota; Metazoa; Chordata; Lepidosauria; Squamata; Elapidae.